AUGGUUCUCCUCGCCCGGCGACUUUGCGUGCUGCCGGCGAUGGAGGGCGUGCGCUGGGCCUUUCCCUGCGGCACGUGGCUGCCCAGCCGCGCCGAAUGGCUGCUAGCGGUGCGAUCGAUCCAGCCCGAGGAGAAGGAGCGCAUCGGCCAGUUCGUCUUCGCCCGGGACGCUAAGGCCGCCCUGGCUGGUCGUCUGAUGAUAAGGAAAUUAGUUGCAGAAAAAUUGAAUAUACCUUGGAAUAAUAUUCGUUUGCAAAGAACUGCAAAAGGAAAACCAGUUCUUGCAAAAGACUCACUGAAUCCUUACCCCAAUUUCAACUUUAACAUCUCUCAUCAAGGAGACUAUGCUGUACUUGCUGCAGAACCUGAGCUACAAGUUGGAAUUGAUAUAAUGAAGACUAGUUUUCCAGGUCGUGGUUCGAUUCCAGAAUUUUUUCAUAUUAUGAAAAGAAAGUUUACCAACAAAGAAUGGGAAACAAUCAGAAGCUUUAAGGAUGAAUGGACUCAGCUGGAUAUGUUUUAUAGGAAUUGGGCACUGAAAGAAAGCUUUAUAAAAGCAAUAGGUGUUGGAUUAGGAUUUGAAUUGCAACGGCUUGAAUUCGAUAUAUCCCCGUUAAACCUGGAUAUAGGACAAGUUUAUAAAGAAACACGUUUGUUUUUGGAUGGAGAAGAAGAAAAAGAAUGGGCGUUUGAGGAAAGCAAAAUAGAUGAGCACCAUUUUGUUGCAGUAGCUCUUAGGAAACCCAAUGGAUCUAGACAUCAGAAUGUUACAUCUCAAGAUGAGUCUAAAGCAACCCAGAGGCAGUUUACUAUUCUCACCUUUAAUGAUUUAAUAUCGUCUGCAGUUCCUAUGACCCCUGAAGAUCCUUCGUUUUGGGACUGUUUUUGCUUUACAGAAGAGAUUUCCAUAAGAAAUGGUACAAAGUCAUGA
This is a messenger RNA of Rangifer tarandus platyrhynchus (Svalbard reindeer), 930 nucleotides long. The record is from the annotation of a GenBank genome assembly. NCBI's taxonomy places the organism in Eukaryota, Metazoa, Chordata, Mammalia, Artiodactyla, Cervidae.